UAGAAUCGUGAUUGAUCGAACUUAGUUAACUGAAAUCACUCUAAAAUCAAAGGAUAAUCAGAAAAAAAAUAAAAUUCGGAUUUACCUCUCACAGAAAUCACUCUGCUUGGAGACUUUCACGAAUCCGUCAUCUGCAACUGUUCCGUGAAACUUCUCUCCAUCUGCAACUGCGCCGUCGUCUCCCUCUUCUUCGUCUACAACUGCUCCGUCGUCUCCUUCGUCUGUCUGCAACUCCUGGAAAAUGAAUCACCCUAAUAAUCAUGCAAAUGAUAUUGCUAAUCCGGAUGAUAAUGCUAAUCUGGAUGAGAUUGUUGAAAAUGAUCAUACUCCGUUGUGGAAGUAUGUCAAAAAGCUCGAAAAAGUGGGAAAAAAAGGAGGAGGGAAUGCUGAAUUCAAAUGCAAUUAUUGUCAGAAAACUUACAAAGGAUCAUACUCUAGGGUCAGGUUUCAUUUGUUAAAAAUGGCUGGAAACGGGGUCACACCUUGCAGCAAGGUUACUGAUGAAAAUCUUGCAUAAAUGAAAAAGUUAAUUCGGGAGUGUGAAUAUAAGCUGAAGAGUUCUGCUCCAAAGAAUGUUUCUUUGCCCAACACUGGUUCUUUUUGUUAUGAUCAACCUGAAGUGAAUCUUGAUCCAAAGAAGAGAAAAGGAACAAGUGGGCCUCUUAGUAAAGCUUUUAACAAGGAAGCUCGAGAUCAAUGUGAUGCUGAAGUCGCAAGGAUAUUUUAUACAGGUGGCUUAUCAUUUAACCUUGCAAGAAAUUCGCAUUAUCGAAACUCAUAUGUUCGAGCUUCUACACUUCCAGGGUAUGUUCCACCAGGUUACAAUGCACUAAGAACUACUCUUCUGCAACAAGAGAAGAGUCACAUUGAGCAAUGCCUCCAGCCAAUCAAGCGCACAUGGAGCACUAAAGGUGUAAGUUUGUGCAGUGAUGGGUGGACAGAUGCACAAAGGAGACCACUUAUUAAUAUUAUGGCAACUUGUGAAAGUGGGCCUAUGUUCUUGAGGGCAAUUAAUUGUGAAGGUGAAUAUAAAGACAAGUAUUGUAUUGCCAACUUCCUUACAGAAGCUAUUAAAGAAAUUGGUCAUGAAAAUGUUGUUCAAGUGAUCACUGACAAUGCUCCUGUCUGUAGAGCUGCUGGGUUACUUAUUGAGGCCCACUAUCCCCAUAUCUUUUGGACACCCUGUGUUGUUCACACUCUUAAUCUUGCUUUGAAGAGUAUAUGCUCUCCGAAACAAACAGAUGUUUCGUAUGAUGACUGCAAUUGGAUUUCAACUAUUGCAAGUGAUGUUUGGUCCAUAAAAAAUUUUAUUAUGAACCAUAGCAUGAGAUUGUCUAUGUUUAAUGAACAUUGCAAACUAAAGUUGCUCUCCAUUGCCGAAACAAGAUUUGCUUCCACACUUGUGAUGCUUAGAAGAUUUAAGGAAGUAAAGGAAGGUUUACAACAAAUGGUGAUUAGCCCGAAUUGGGCUUUGUACAAAGAAGAUGAUUUGGUUAAAGCAAUGACGGUGAAGCAAAAAAUAUUGGAUGAGUACUUUUGGGAGAAGAUUGAUUAUAUUCUUUUCUUUACAGCUCCAAUAUAUGAGGUUAUUAGAAUGGCUGACACAGAUAAACCUUGUCUUCAUUUGGUGUAUGAGUGGUGGGAUGCUAUGAUUGAAAAGGUGAAAGCUGCUAUCUACAGGAAUGAGCGCAAGGCAUUACAUGAAAAAAGCAGCUUUUUUGAUGCAGUGUAUCGCAUUUUAUUAGAGCGAUGGACUAAAAGUAGCACACCACUUCAUUGUUUGGCGCAUUCAUUAAAUCCAAGGUAUUAUAGUUCAGAAUGGCUCCAAGAAGACCCUAGUCGGGUUGCUCCACACCGAGAUGUUGAGCUUACAACUGAAAGGAAAAAGUGUUUUGAGAGAUACUUUUCCAAUGAGGAAAUUAGAAGAAGUAUCAAUGUGGAGUAUGCCUCUUUCUCUAUGUGCUUGAAUGACUUUGGAGCUAUUGAUUCUAUGAAUGAUAGGUUUCAUUUGGAACCAGUAAUGUGGUGGAUUGUCCAUGGAGCUUCUACACCUAGUCUCCAAUCCAUAGCGUUGAAGCUACUUGGACAACCUUGUUCCUCCUCUUGUUGUGAAAGAAAUUGGAGCACUUACAGUUUUAUUCACUCUCUAAGAAGGAACAAGAUUACACCACAAAGAGCCGAGGAUUUGGUAUUUGUGCAUAAUAAUCUUCGUCUUUUAUCAAGGAAUAGCGCAACCUACAAAGAAGGUAUUAGUCAAUUGUGGGAUGUUGGAGGAGAUGGCUUCGAAAACUUGGGUGAAGAAAGUGUCGGGAUGCUUGAUUUUGCUAACCUUUCACUUGAUGAACCGUCAUUGGAGACUACUUUGAUUACUGGAGGAGACAUCAUGAACGUGGAAGUUGAAUGAGACUUUUUUUUUUUGUUAAUUUCAUUUGGAUGUUCUUUUUACUUUUUCAAGUUUAAGACUAAUUGC
Malus domestica (apple) is the source of this 2470-nucleotide messenger RNA. RefSeq lists its product as uncharacterized. Lineage: Eukaryota; Viridiplantae; Streptophyta; Magnoliopsida; Rosales; Rosaceae. Gene Ontology annotation, molecular function: protein dimerization activity. The record is from RefSeq and is a predicted model, not a curated record.